AUAGACGUGAGCGGGUCUCCGUCUAAGCAUUUGUAGAUUAUAAGUUUUAUUGUAAUAGAUAUAAGUUUUAUCACCUGAGACUGUAUAUGUUUUGUGUACCGUCAAGUCAAGUUGAGAACGUAGACAUAACAUCUGGUGACGAGUUUUAAAGUGAUCGUGUUGUUUUGUGCCCGUCAAAAGCAACAUUUGGAACCCGAGGUUACGUAGUGCGCGUCGUAUUUAUUUAUUCGUGUACGUGCGUUCGCGUUCAGUGUUUUUAAAAUACCACCGAGACGAAAAAGGGCUAGAAUGAAUAGCCAAGGCGACCAGGAGGCGGAUGAGCAGCGUAGGCAGUCGCAGCAAUGGUUUCAACACGCUUUGUCUCCAGGACCGGCAAAUCCUGCUCCAGUGCCAGCGAUGCCGCCAUUUCAGAUGCCAACAGCCGAGAAUGGUGUACCGCCAUCGCAAAUCGCAGGAACGUCGGGUCAUCAACCUACGCCGGGAACGUCGGAUGUAAUGUAAAUCGUGCUGCAACUCCAAACGCAAAUGAACAAAUUACUUUUAAUUCAUCGUGAAGGUAAUGUUUCACAACCACCGCUUGUAUCAUCACCAGCCCCAAACCACGAGCAAAUUCUAGAUGCGCUUUGUGGUCAUAUAAAAGAGUUUCGCUUCGAUGAAGAGGAAAGGGUUACCUUCGCGAAUUGGUUUUCUCGAUACGAAGAUUUAUUCGCUAAGAACGCUUCGAAGCUCGAUGAUGCAGCAAAUGUGCGGCUAUUAAUUCGGAAGUUGGGCAGUAGCGAGUACAACAGAUACGCCAGUUUUAUUUUGCCAAAACAUGCUCGCGAUUACACGUUCGACGAAACCGUAAAGAAACUCACAGCUCUUUUUGGCAGCAAAGAGUCCGUUUUGAGAAGACGUUAUAAGUGUUUGAAUACCACUAAAGCAUAUAGUGAGGAUUAUCUGUCCUUUGCUUGCCGGGUGAACAGAGCGUGUGUGGACUUUGAGGUUGGCAAAAUAAGCGAAGAACAACUGAAGUGUCUCAUCUUCGUGUGCGGGUUACGGAACGAAAGCGACGAAGAGAUUCGUACUCGACUUCUUUCACUAAUAGAAAACCGGCCGGAGAUUGAAGAUUUGAAUUGAAGAUUGAAGAUUUAACGGAAGAGUGCCAACGCGUACUAAAUUUGAAAAUGGAUAGCGCAAUGAUAGAAAAAACACCCAUAGAAAAAGUGUGAGCAGUAGCAAAGAGCAAUGAUAGACAAUAUGGUAGAAGACAAAAUGGUUACGAUAGUAUUCAACACACACAACAGCCAAAUUAUCAGUAUGGCCGCGCUAGAAGCUGCUGGCUGUGUGGAGGCGACCAUCAUGCAAUAAAGUGCAAUCUUAAAAAUUAUAAAUGCUCCAUCUGCAACACUAUGGGACACAAAGAAGGCUACUGUAGCUCGGCAAUUCGUUGGAACGCGAGCAGAAGAAAAAGUGCGAUCAGAAGCGUUACGAUUAUGGAAGUUGGAAGCGGGCGAGGAAGAAGCAUCGAUGUGCUGAUAAAUCGAACUAAGGUGAGAAAGAUGGUGGAUACCGGCGCAGACAUAACCAUCGCUUCAUCGAGAUUAUGGCAACAGAUGGGGGAACCAGUGUUGAAACCAUCAACGAUAAUGGCAAGAACGGCAUCGGGGGAGCAGCUGAAUCUACUUGGGGAGUUUACUGCUAAAAUUACACUAGCCCAACAACGCGAAGAUUGUGUGAUACGAGUGGCCUCGGAGAACCUCUCACUUUUUGGAAGAGAUGCGAUGGACAUUUUCAACCUCUGGAACGUACCGCUGGCAACUGUUUGCAACCAACUGUCUUCGCACAUACACACCGUUUAAACGUAUGGUAACGUGGCUAUAACCAGACCAGAUCCGGCUCCAAAUGUCUGCGCGCAACCGUCCGAUUCGAUACUAGCAAGCGCAGCAGCUACGUGCUCGCCAACACCGCAGGUUCCUUGUCCACCACCAUCAAGAGAGAUUGCCAUACGUUCGGAAACAUUCCCGGAAGACAUGCAUAGUGAGUCUGCGAUGCCAGUGUAGCCUCUACGCCGUUCUUCCCGAACACGAAGAUCGCCGCGUUGGAUGCCUAUGUACAAACCGUAUUAAAGCAGGGGGGAUGUUGGGGAGUGCCCUCGUGUAGACGGCCUUACAGAUGCAGAUGCUGCAUGGGCCUCCUUCUCUCAGGUGACAGGGACUGUCACCUAGAGACGAAGUGAGCACGAAAAGGUCACUCCCCCACGAGCCGAGCCGAGAGAUAGACGUGAGCGGGUCUCCGUCUAAGCAUUUGUAGAUUAUAAGUUGUAUUGUAAUAGAUAUAAG
Anopheles merus is the source of this 2321-nucleotide messenger RNA. RefSeq lists its product as uncharacterized. The record is from RefSeq and is a predicted model, not a curated record. The transcript is spliced from 2 exons. Gene Ontology annotation, biological process: proteolysis. NCBI's taxonomy places the organism in Eukaryota, Metazoa, Arthropoda, Insecta, Diptera, Culicidae. Bases 1392 to 1841 code for a protein of 149 amino acids. Gene Ontology annotation, molecular function: aspartic-type endopeptidase activity.